CCGCCGCGCACCGGCUCCCUCCAGCCCGUCUGGAUUCCGCCGGGCUUGGGGCGUGGAGGUCUGGGCAUCGGGCGCCGCAGCGGGAGCAUGGCCCAAGAGCUGUACCACCCCGAGUUCGCCCGCGCGGGCCAGCAGCCGGGGCUGCAGGUCUGGAGGAUCGAGAAGCUGGAGCUGGUCCCGGUGCCCGAGGGCGCGCACGGCGACUUCUUCGUGGGAGACGCCUACCUGGUGCUGCACACCGCGCGCGCCAGCCGGGGCUUCGUCUACCGCCUGCACUUCUGGCUGGGAAAAGAGUGUUCCCAGGAUGAGAGCACAGCGGCUGCCAUCUUCACCGUCCAGAUGGAUGACUUCCUGGGGGGCAAGCCGGUGCAGAGCAGGGAGCUCCAGGGCUUCGAGUCCACUGAUUUUGUGGGAUACUUCAAAGGAGGCCUGAAGUACAAGGCUGGAGGUGUGGCAUCGGGACUCAACCAUGUUCUCACCAAUGACCUGUCCGCCCAGAGGCUCCUGCAUGUGAAGGGACGCAGAGUGGUCAGGGCCACGGAAGUUUCCCUCAGCUGGGACAGUUUCAACAAGGGUGACUGCUUCAUCGUGGACCUUGGACACGAAAUUUACCAGUGGUGUGGUUCCUCCUGCAACAAAUAUGAGCGUCUAAAAGCAAACCAGGUUGCCAUUGGCAUUCGAGACAACGAGAGGAAAGGAAGAUCUCAGCUCAUUGUGGUGGAAGAAGGAAGUGAACCAUCAGGGCUUAUUAAGGUUUUAGGGAAAAAGCCAGAGCUUCCGGAUGGCGACAAUGACGAUGAUGCUGUAGCAGACAUCAGUAACAGGAAGAUGGCGAAGCUGUACAUGGUGUCAGAUGCAAGUGGCUCCAUGAAAGUGACUCUGGUGGCAGAAGAAAAUCCCUUCUCAAUGGCAAUGCUGCUUUCUGAAGAAUGCUUUAUUUUGGACCAUGGUGCUGCAAAAAAAAUUUUCAUAUGGAAAGGUAAAGAUGCUAAUCCCGAGGAGAGGAAGGCCGCAAUGAAAACAGCGGAACAAUUUCUACAGCAAAUGAAUUACUCUGCCAAUACUCAGAUUCAGGUUCUUCCAGAAGGAGGUGAGACACCAAUCUUUAAACAGUUUUUUAAGGACUGGAAAGAUAAAGAUCAAAGUGAUGGCUUCGGAAAGGUUUAUGUCACAGAGAAAGUGGCUCAGAUAAAACAAAUUCCGUUUGAUGCCUCCAAGUUACACAGUUCUCCGCAGAUGGCAGCCCAGCACAAUAUGGUGGAUGAUGGCUCUGGCAAAGUGGAGAUUUGGCGGGUAGAGAGCAAUGGUAGAGUUGAGAUUGACCCAAAGUCUUAUGGUGAAUUCUAUGGUGGUGACUGCUACAUUAUUCUCUACACUUAUCCCAGAGGAAAGAUUAUCUACACAUGGCAAGGAGCUAGUGCCACACGAGAUGAGCUGACCAUGUCUGCGUUCCUGACUGUCCAGUUGGAUCGGUCCCUUGGAGGGGAGGCCGUGCAGAUCCGAGUCUCCCAAGGCAAAGAGCCUGCUCACCUGCUGAGUUUGUUCAAAGACAAACCACUCAUUAUUUACAAGAAUGGGACAUCAAAGAGAGAAGGGCAGGCCCCGGCUCCGCCUGUGCGCCUCUUUCAGGUCCGGAGAAACCUGGCAUCUGUCACCAGAAUUGUGGAGGUUGAUGUUGAUGCAAAUUCAUUGAAUUCCAAUGAUGCUUUUGUCCUGAAGCUGCCUCACAACGGUGGCUACAUCUGGGUAGGAAAAGGCGCCAGCCUGGAGGAGGAGAAGGGAGCAGAAUAUGUGGCAAGCGUCCUGGGGUGCAGCACCACGAGGAUUCAGGAAGGCGAGGAGCCAGAGGAGUUUUGGGCCUCCCUCGGAGGGAAAAAAGACUACCAGACCUCACCACUGAUGGAAACGCAGGCCGAAGACCAUCCGCCCCGGCUUUAUGGCUGCUCCAACAAAACUGGAAGAUUCCUUAUUGAAGAGGUUCCAGGAGAGUUUACCCAGGAAGACUUAGCGGAGGAUGAUGUCAUGCUGCUAGAUGCUUGGGAACAGAUAUUUAUUUGGAUUGGCAAAGAUGCCAACGAAGUUGAGAAAACAGAAUCACUGAAGUCUGCCAAAAUGUACCUUGAGACGGAUCCUUCUGGAAGAGACAAGAGGACUCCAGUUGUCAUCAUAAAACAGGGCCACGAGCCGCCCACCUUCACAGGCUGGUUCCUGGGCUGGGAUUACAGUAGGUGGUGAACUGAUUUUUGGAAAAAAACAAGCAGUGGAGGCACACGAAGGGCAGUUGUGCCAUUGCCAGGGCGGGGGGAGGGUUGUGCUUUUGGUUUGUUUGGCUUCGGAAAAUUAACCUCAGGUAAACGGCUGUUUUUAUGCUUAGUAUUGGCUUAAAUUCUUUUUAAAGGGAAUUUCUGUCCUGCUGAUAUGUUGAAAUAGCCUAAAGUAAGUUUUUGCUAUGGGCCAAUAUUAGCUGUUCUGGAAACAAGUUUAUGCCUUUUUAUAUGUAUGACCUUUUGGAAAACAAAAUGCUUUGUACUUUCUGGGGAAUUUGUCAAGUAAGACUUCAUAAUUUAAUAAACAUUAGCCAAACUUGUUGUUUAAUAUGCCAUUGUGCCUUUGAAGUUUUUGUCUUUUUUAUGUGUUGUCUUCAAAAGCAUUUUAUAUUUGCAAUAAGGUUUAUGUCAAGAUGGCUUUAAAAAUGUGUUAUUUGCCUUCUCUAGUCAAUGUGACUUUGUUACCAUUAACUGCUAAGUGUCCUUUUCCAAGAGAAACUUUCUUAUUUUUCUUUUUCUUGUCUCUUUAAUAGCUUUUGAAGUCAGUCUUUUCAUGAUAAAACAAAUUGGGUUAUCAGUUUAGCUGUAUGUAUUCCACAGUACAUGUUUACUAUUACAACAGACAUGCACAGAAAACUUUACUAUUGCUCAAUUAUCAUUAAAAUAUAUCUUUCUGGAAA
Molecule: messenger RNA, 2947 nt
Organism: Cavia porcellus (domestic guinea pig)
Lineage: Eukaryota; Metazoa; Chordata; Mammalia; Rodentia; Caviidae
Gene: Scin
Product: scinderin
Exons: 16
Coding region: 88-2235 (715 amino acids)
Biological process (GO): barbed-end actin filament capping; actin filament severing; central nervous system development
Cellular component (GO): actin cytoskeleton; cytoplasm
Molecular function (GO): phosphatidylinositol-4,5-bisphosphate binding; actin filament binding
Source: RefSeq, a predicted model, not a curated record